Molecule: messenger RNA, 594 nt
Organism: Rhipicephalus sanguineus (brown dog tick)
Lineage: Eukaryota; Metazoa; Arthropoda; Arachnida; Ixodida; Ixodidae
Product: mucin-7-like
Exons: 2
Coding region: 1-594 (197 amino acids)
Source: RefSeq, a predicted model, not a curated record
AUGUGGCAUACCACCGGGGCCGAGGGCUUCGUAAGCAGCGGGUUGUCAUCCGCAGAAGAAGAGCGCUCGCAAGGAGGCGCGUUCGUUCCGAAGUCACACUCGAGUAGCCGUCGUCUCUCAACCAAGUCCAGGACGUCUCGCAAGUCCGCCAUCAGCGACGACGCCAGGUCGGACGCCGCGGCAUCCCCACCGGCGGGAUGGGCCACCAGUCAUGCUCCCGCAGAGAACAUCGCUGCAGCGGCAGCGACCGCUGCAACCGCCGCCACUGGCGACGACGACAUCUUCCUGCCCGAACUGCCGGAGAUGGGCGGCAAGGACGCACAACCGCCGACCCCUCCGCACCCAAACAUGGACGUCUUCUCCCGGGAGCAUUCUUCCAUGAUCGCGGUCGCCGAACCUGUGGGCGCAGCGCUGACGCCCGUCGGCGCCUCUGGUCAGAUCACGCCUGACGUGAUGCACUCUCCGACCGGGGCUUGUAAGGCGCCCGCUCCGAUGAAGCCGAACCUGGACGUUUCCUCGCGCGAGCGCUCGCCCUGCGUGCCUGCCUCGCCACACAAGGCUCCUCCGCUGCCGCCGCCACAAGACGAGACGUGA